CACUCAUCAACCACCAAUUCCGAAAUCCGAACUUCUUCUCCGACUCCGGGUAUCCGCCGUUCGGUCUCUCAGUCUCAGUCGUGCUCGUGCGCCAUCUUGUGUUAUUUACUCUCGAACAUCAUAGCUGAUGGUCUUGGUUGCGGUAUCUUAAAACACCAUCACACCACACUGUGAACUGUGACGACAACGGUCUUUGGUCUUUUUUUUCAAGUCUUGGUCUAUCUCUUCGGUUAAGAUAUAUAAUUAAAAUUUGUUUAAUUGUUCCCACAAAGUUUUAUGGAAUCUUAAGUGUUUGUUCUUUUUUUUCGAAAGAAUAACAUAAAUCGAAAUGUCCUUAAUCUCGUCAUAGAUAACUUAUAAAUACUUACAACUUUCGCUGCUUAACGUUGGACGUUUUGACCAAAAAUAAGUAUAUUUCACGGCACGGUCGUUAACGGUUGAAGAAAAAAAGAAUAAAUCUACAAAAUUAUUGGUCUUUGUUGUUACCUAAGCAAGUGUGUUGAGUUAAGGGUGUUCUUACAUCUUUAAGAAAGAAAAAAGUGCAUACAAAGUUAUGGGUGAAAACCCUUCUGGAAAAAAGUUACUUCUCCUCACUCACCCCCACCCCUGCACCUCUAUAAAUUUAAGUGAAUAAAUAUCCUUGCAGAAAGAAAAACAAGGAUUCAUUUUUUUAAAUUUUAAUAAAUUAGAAGUGAAAAUGUGUGGAAAUCAAUAAAAUAAAUAUCUAUAUCUUUGUAUCCUACAAUGUGUGUUAUAUAUCUAUCUAUCUAUGCCUAUGUAUAAUGCUUUAUUGUCCUGAUGUAGUUAUGUGUUAUGUGAAGGAUAGAAAAAAGUUCAGUGGCAGUGUUUCAUAAUACCCUCCCCACACACGACAACCCCAACAAAAUUAUAACUCCCCCUUUAAGAAAAAAUAAAUAAAUAUAAUAAAAUACUCACAAGGAUUUUAAGACCAACAAAAUAAAUUAAUAAAAACGAGAGAGCAGUAUUAUUGUAUAUAUCUACAACGAUAAACCUAUGGUGGAUUUGAGAAUUAAGCUUAAGUUUUGGAAUCGAGAAAUUUCAGGCGUUUUAUGUGUUUUUUUUUUUUUGUAUUUUCGUUCUCUUUAAUUCCUUCCAAGGAAACAAAAGGAAAAAUCGAUAAGCUGUUACUCUGCUCUCGCUACAUUCUAUCUCUGUCUAUUUUAAGCACCCAUGGAUUAUAACUUGGCUUAAAAUAUAUAUUUUUGUACGUUCCAAGGAUAUCCACCUACAUAAUAUAGACAACCAGAACCACCAUCGGAACAUCAUCAUAGAUACUUUUUGUUUGAGGAAUCUCAAAAUUUAUUCCAUCAGCAAUAUGGAGUCUUAUCAAACAAGAAAUAUUCUAUCAACGCAAAAAUGUUAAAUUCUGAUCGUCUAUAAGAUUCGAAGCACUGACAAUUUAAAGCCAAAAAACACAUAUACCAACUUUCCAGUCAUGCAUCCAUUGUCCGAUACUAUGAGCAAAAGCCGGGAGGAUCUGGCUGCAGAUCUUAAAAUCGAUGAUCAUCAUGGAAGUAAUCUUAGUCUUAGUAAAGAUCAAACGGAUAAUAUUCGAAGAAGUAUGGUAUGCAUACAAGAGGAACUAGGACACAUGGGUCUAGUUGGUCCAACAGAACUGCCAUAUAAGACAAACGUCGUGGUUGAUGAUCAUCACCUCCAUCAUCAUCCCCAUCCGCAUCAUAAUCAUCAGACUGAAGCGACUGACAGUAGUGCGGAGAAUACCUGUCAGACGCAUUGGCCACCAAAUGCCGGUGGUUUUGGACACCCCGAUAAGCCAAUUGGUUGGAUGUACGGCCUAUUGGGUUGUAUGAAACCUGUGUUGUCAUUUAUUGGCAAGGCGGGUGUUAUUGAGAUAAAAAAUAAUAAAUCAGAAGACUGGGAAAUUCCAUUCGAGGCGAUAACAGAUCUAGAAUGGUUGGGUAGCGGUGCACAGGGUGCUGUAUUCAGUGGAAAACUGAAGAACGAAAUUGUUGCUGUGAAGAAAGUUCGUGAUGUCAAGGAGACAGAUAUAAAGCAUCUGAGGAAAUUGGAUCAUGAAAAUAUAAUUAAGUUCAAAGGCGUUUGUACACAUUCACCAGUAUUCUGCAUAAUAAUGGAAUUCUGCCCGUAUGGCCCACUGCAAAACAUCCUGAAGGAGGAGGACGUUAUGCUGCCAUCGCGUCUAGUCUCAUGGGCGGAGCAAAUUGCUCUUGGCAUGCAAUAUCUUCAUUCCCAUAAAAUCAUUCAUCGUGACUUAAAGAGUCCAAACAUCCUAAUUGGAACUAAUGCCCUCGUUAAGAUAAGUGAUUUUGGAACAAGUCGUGAAUGGAAUGAAAUCAGUACAAAAAUGAGCUUUGCCGGAACUGUCGCCUGGAUGGCCCCCGAGGUGAUUCGCAACGAGCCAUGUUCGGAAAAAGUCGAUAUCUGGUCAUUUGGCGUGGUCCUCUGGGAGAUGUUAACAUGUGAAAUUCCUUACAAAGAUGUCGAUUCGUCUGCCAUAAUUUGGGGUGUUGGAAAUAAUUCAUUGAGGCUGCCAAUACCAUCAAGUUGUCCGGAUGGAUUUAAGCUACUAGUCGAAUUGUGUUGGAGUGCCAAACCAAGAAACCGUCCGUCAUUUCGGCAUAUUCUAACACAUUUGGCUAUAGCUGGUCCCGAGCUACUUAAACAAAACGAAAAGCAAUACUUCGAAACGCAACGAUCAUGGAAAGAAGAAGUUCGGUCACAUUUAAAGGAGAUCACACAAAAUGGAACGAGUAUACAUAAAUACGAGCAAGAUUUGAUUAAGAGGCGAACAGCUGAGUGGCGACAUGCUCAGGACAUUCGAAUGGUCUACGAGGACAAGUUGGAGAAAACGAAUCGACUGUAUUUGGAGUUGAGCGAGUGCAUGACACAAUUGCAGGAAAAGGAAAAAGAAAUAGCUGAGAGAGAAAAAAAGUUGCCAGGCUAUAAGCCAACAAGACGAUUGGGAAACACUCUUCGCAAGAUGCAAUACUACCGAAGAAGGCUCAACAAUCAUCCACCAAUGAUCUGUGAUAAUCAGUCAACCACACCGGAUCCGGAAACGACACCAGAAAGUCCCGUAAAGUGUACCCUUUACGCUCAACUAGAUGGGUCGCAACCAAAAUCAUUCUGCGUGAAUACGCAGAAGCCCAAAAAAGCCCGUCACAGACGCAUUGGUUCCGGCACUUUUGCUGCAGCACCCAAAGUCAGUCCACUGCGCGAGAGGCGAUACCAAAGUGAACCGGAAAACCGCAAAGUCAAACUCGUUGACACAGAGACCCAAACCGAUGCCAUGGAUAUCAGUGAGACAGAUGCCAGUCCCAGUGCGUUAUAUGCAUCGAGGGAAAUUUCGUCCAGCUUAAUUGGUGGUGAUGUCGAUGGAUUCCGAUUGGUCAACUGUCAACUAGCCGAACCACAAACGCCCGUAAUUGACUAUCAGGCAAUGAUAACAGCUGAUAACAAUCGCAAUUUACAAAAGCAGCAACAGCAACAACAACUUCUGCAACAAUCUCCAAACCUGCAUCAGAAUGUCCUUCAAGUAUCGAGUCCGAUCAGUCCCAAUGGCAAUUCGAAUUCCAUGACCACCAGCGAUAUGACAUUCCAAGAUGCCUGUUCCAGUCCCGAUCAACUGGCCUACGACGAUGCCAUGAACAGCAACGAAAGGCUUGACAUUACGGGAUGCUGCAGUGAUGACGAAAACCUUGAGACUCUUAAUCGCAAAGUUAUCGAAUUCAUCCAUGAAAAUCGAUUACAAACCACAACCAGCUCCGCGUCCAACACUCAAACCCUCACCACCACAACAACCAACUCAACUGGUCCUCCUGGCAGUGUCGGAAGUUUGACCCAGCACUCAGAUAAUGGCAAUUCCUUCGAUCGAGACUCACUGAUCUAUGCGUCGGCUUGCAAGAAGAAGCAACAACAACGAAGCAGCUAUACGUCCUGUGCCAACGAUUCGAAUAGUUACGACACCACAAACAAUCACCAACAUCACAGUCCGAAGACCAUGCCACGAUGUGGUGGAGGCCAAAUGAGACACAUGCGACAGCAGCAGCAUUCGGAACUGAAUAAUGCUAAUGGGGAAUCUCAGGAGGAUCUGUGCGAUGACAGUUGGUCGGAUGAGGAGGGUGAAGACACCGAUUACAAAUAUUCACUAAGGAGAAGAAGCAUUGGUCGGCAACCCAUUGGUCGUGGGAUGAGAGCCCGUCGCUGUUACAAAAUCCCAUCAUCAGCCCCGAUUCCAACUCACAAACGAAGUGUCGUAAUUGUAUCAGACGAAGAGAAUACCUCAGAAUACAGCCAUUCCCCAUCCAGCCAACAUUCGACGCUCGAAAGCAACACCGAUUUGCCAGGAGCCCUCAAACACAUGAAAAUCCACACCAAAUCCAUAGCAACAAAUACAACCGAAGCAAUGACAACAACCGCAUCCACGACAACCCUAUCAGACAGCGAAGACUCAAGUGAUUCCGAUUCGGAUGAUGGUCCAACCGUUUCGUCACAACUCAAUCAAUACAAAUGCCAAAACGCUGCCCUCAAAAGUAGCGAUGUCAUUUCAAUAGCAACUCCAGCUUCAGCUGGGGCUGUAAAUAUGGUUUAAACACACAAAUAUUCCUUCCUCUAAAAAUAAAUAUAAAUACCUAAAUAUAUUAUUUAAUUUAAAACAAAUAUCUUAUACUUAAUUAAUUUAUGUACAUUAGGAAACAAAAAUAAUUUAAUUCAUACCUUUACAAAAAUUUGAACAACUCGCAUAGUAUUGUUCUUAAGAGAGAAAACAAAAAAAAUAAGAAAAGACUCAUAAACUUAAUAAACAUAAUUAUAAUAUUAAUAAAUAUUUAAAACUUUAAAAUUUGAACAACAACAAAUUCAAACAAGGAUAAGGAUUCAAAUAGACAUUUAAUGAAUUUAAAUUAUAUAUGAAUGUGUAUAAUAUGGUAUUGUUUAGAUUUUAAGUUUAAAAUUAAGAUUUAAUUGUGAACGCAUUUACUUUACAUUUAUUGGAAUUUAAUUUAAAAUUAAUUAAACAAAGAAAAUAUAAUUACAUAAAUAAUGCAUGUAAAAGAAUUAAUUGUAUUACGAUAAAAUACAUUGCAAAAAAAAGGAAUUAAAUAAACAAGAACAUUGUAAUAAUUAUAAUUAAAUAUUCUCUAUUUAUAUUAGUUAUAUAAAUUAUAAGUAGUAGAAAAUUCUGCCUUGACGACUUAUUAUUUUUUAAAAAGAACCUCUUAGCCCUCAAACCUCCCCAUUAAUUCAUUAAGCAAGAAAGAAAUAAUUGUUGUAAUUAUAAUUUCUAAGCAUAAAUAAUUUAAUUAUGUUUAUCCAAGAUGGUUUAAUCUGUCGUAAUAUUUAUAAUGAUAUACAUUUAUAUGUUAUAAUAUUAAAUCUUAAUGUAAACUUUGAAAAACAAAAAAAAAAAUAAUUAUAUAUUAUAAUUAUGUCAUAUUGUAGCAAGUUACACAAAAUUUGCAAAACAUUUCAAAUUUAAAUUCAUUCUUAAUUUAAUAACAACAAAAAAGAAAAACACUUAAAUAAAUUACCUGUUGUACAUAAAUUGUGUAUGUAUAGAUAUAUCUAUAAGUUGUAAGAUACAAACAAACAAAAAUUACUCUGUAAUGUAAAAUGUUUAAAUAUUUAUGUAUAGAAUUAUACUGUAAAAAUAAAAGAAAAAACACAAACACAAAUGAAAAUUAAAAUAAUGAUCUUGAAUUAUUAUUACAAAACAAAAAAAAAAAAAAACAAACAAACAAAAACAAAACAAUAAAUAAAUGCAGUAAAAUUUAUCAUUAGAAUCAAUGUCCAAUAAUUUAGGUAUGGCAAUGCUGUAAGAGAAAUAAAAUAUACUAAGUAAUAGGAAAAGGAAGAUUUUCUUAGAUUUAUGAUGUGUUUUCAAAAAGAAAAAAAGAAACGAGGUGUGGAAUUAUGAAAAAUUUACAGAAAAAAAAUGA
This is a messenger RNA of Eupeodes corollae, 5939 nucleotides long. RefSeq lists its product as uncharacterized. Bases 1457 to 4594 code for a protein of 1045 amino acids. The transcript is spliced from 8 exons. NCBI's taxonomy places the organism in Eukaryota, Metazoa, Arthropoda, Insecta, Diptera, Syrphidae. The record is from RefSeq and is a predicted model, not a curated record. Gene Ontology annotation, molecular function: ATP binding; JUN kinase kinase kinase activity. Gene Ontology annotation, biological process: protein autophosphorylation.